Messenger RNA from Electrophorus electricus (electric eel), 1800 nucleotides. The record is from RefSeq and is a predicted model, not a curated record. NCBI's taxonomy places the organism in Eukaryota, Metazoa, Chordata, Actinopteri, Gymnotiformes, Gymnotidae.
CCGCACUGGCGCGAUGCUCAACUGGGCGGAUCCAAACACUAAUCUGCACUUCAUGGGCGUCUUCUUUAACGAAGCAACAGAGACGUACAUGUCCAGAAACAAAACGACUCUUUUUGCUUAGCGUUUACUUAUUCGUUUUGUUUAUUACAAGGCUUUAGCACAAUUCAGCAGUAAUGGCCAUAGACGCCCCUGUUAUUUUGUCGGCUCUUUUCUUUACAAUUAUUGCCAUUAUCAUCGCAUCGGCGUUUUUAGCUAGGAAAUCUGUAUCAAAUAAACCUGAACCGAACCAGCAAGAGACAAAACCAGAAGAGGCAGCUGAGUACUACCAGCCCAAAGCGGAGGCAGACACAUCGGCACCAGUCAAGGAGAAAAUAGUUGUUACAGAAGUUAAAAAAGAAGACCCUGUUGCUAUAGAGGAAAUGGGGCUCGCAGAUGAACCCGCACUGGCUGAAGAUGAAGAUUGCCCAGUACAAGAAGCACACAUGCAGGCUGCAGCAGUGUUUGAAGUAGCCUCUGACAAGGAGGUCAUUCGUGCUCCCGACCCAGUGGACGUGUUCACUUCCGAGCCUGUGCUUGAGCCUCUAGAAGUGCCAUCAUCAAAGCCAGUACCUGAACGAAUGCCAGUAGACACAAUUCCAGAACUAAUUUUUGAAUCAGUGCCUGUGCAGGUUUCAGAACCCCCAGUCUCAGAACUCGAACAUGAGCCAGUCCAAGAACUUGCCACUGAAGUAGAUUCUGAACAUGCUUCUGGGCUGACUUUAGAACUUGCUCCUGAACCAGUUUCAGAGACUUCCUCUGAAACAAUUUCAGAAUCCAUCCCAGAGCAAGUCUUAGAAGCCAUCACUGAGCAGGUUUCAGAAGACAUCUCCGAGCAGGUUUCAGAAGACACCUCCGAGCCGAUUUUAGAACCCAGUGCUGAGCAGAUUUCAGAAGCAGUCCCAGAGCCUACUUUAGAGGUCUCACCGGAGCUCACACCGGUUCCAGAGGUUACAGUGCAUAGUGAGACAGCAGCUCCCCCAGUGGAAGCUGAAGGGGAGGCUCCUAGUUUCAAAUAUGGCAAGAAAAGGACCACUAAAUUUGAGAAGAGGUUGAGCAAGGAAGAGCUGCAGGAGGAACAGAGGGUUCAACGGGAGCAACUAUCUGCCAUAUUCAAGCUUCUGAGGGAUAACCAUGAAACAUUUGGCGAGGUGACUGAGGAAGACAUAGAAGAGCAACUCAAACUGUAUACAUACUAGCAUAAGGCAAGACUCACAGUGUACUAAUUAUACUAUCUGCAGGGAAACCACGCUGAGUGCUAGCAAGUUUCUCAAUGUUAUCUUCUUCAGGUUUCGUAUUUAUAUUCAGAUUAAACAUUUUGCAUUGCUGGUCCUGUUUGCACAAAGCUCUAGAGAUGUAUAGGGCAGUAAUUCUCAUACAGAUCUACCAAUACUGGUUCCAUAAACAAUUGAUUAUAUUCCUUUUGAUUCUUCUGCACACUCCCAUUCUAAACAGGAAGUAUAUUCAUCCUAAGACUUCCACUGUGAUACAUGUAUGUGGCCUUUUCAUACAACCCUGCAUGACAUGAAUUUGCUUUGUUAAUACACUAUAUAAGAGCCUGUUUGAAAUCUGAUGUUAAUGGCUAAAGGAUAAUAGAACUGUCUCUAAGUGAAUCAGCAUAUUAAUGUCACUCUAAAUUUGUAGUUUUAAUGUGAUAAGCAGUUAUGUGCAAGGAAACAAAUUUUUCUUCACAGACUGUACCUACUUAUUACUGGUGAUUUUACAGUUAUUCAUUGGCUAAAGCUGCAUACUUCAGGAAUUGUA